AUGGCAACCCUCGAUUCACCCGUCCUUAUCCAGCUUUCACCCAAACGCCACAUCUACGAGGCUGUUGUCUAUGAGGCUCCGUACAGCGCACCUUCCACGACAUCCCAUAACGAUGUACUUCACGGCCAAGAAACCCCCCUUGCCAUCGUCAAAGCAUCAGAAACCCAUAACGAAGAUGCCCAUCGUCGCUGGAGACCGCGUUAUCACCUCAUGCCGCCAACCGGCUGGCUGAACGACCCUUGUGCACCAGGCUAUGACGCCGUCCAUGAUGUUUAUCAUGUCGGAUUCCAGUGGAAUCCCAAGAAGCCAGAAUGGGGCGAUAUUUCAUGGGGAAGUGCACUUUCAAAAGACCUGGUGACCUGGGAGGUCAGUGACAGUCCAUCUAUUCGACCGUCGAAGAAGCAUGAUGGAGAAGAAGGGGUUUUCACAGGAUGUUGGAGUCCAGUAACCUCAAUACCCGGCCGAAGCACUGCAUUCUAUACUUCAGCGCGGAGGCUUCCGAUACACCAUACACUUCCCUACAACUGGGGUUCUGAGGCAAUUUGUAUCGCCACGUCCAACGACGCCGGUCGCACAUGGCUGAGGGGCAAUGCACCGACUGUUCUGGAUGGCCCUCCUCGCCACCUCGAUGUUACAGGCUGGCGGGAUCCAUACGUUGCUAAGUGGCCUUCACUCAGUCGGCUCCUAGGAGACAGGCCAGAGGAGGCGCUAUUUGGCAUUGUUUCUGGUGGUGUUCGAGGCAUCGACCCUGCAAUAUUUCUCUACUCUCUCGAACAGGACGAUUUAACAGCCUGGAACUUCCUCUCUGUGCUGACUAUAGCACCAACCCCUCAAGGAAACCAUCAUUCCCAAUGGGAGCCCGACUAUGGUGCAAACUGGGAAGUGGUCAACUUUCUUUCACUCCCCGACCCUGAUGACCCAGCGAUAAGCCAUGAGGUACUUAUGAUUGGAGUCGAGGGGCGUAAGCAAGUCGACGUCAAGCCUUCUGGACGGCAUCGCCAUUCAGAGUUCAGAAGGGAUCAUUGCCAGAUGUGGGUUUCGGGCCCUUUAGUGCAGACUUCAGAAAGGAUACAGAUGCAAUUCCGUUCUGGCGGUGCCCUGGACUAUGGAGCAAUUUAUGCUGUCAACUCCUUCCACGAUCCGAGAUCCAAUCAGCAAGUUGCGUUUGGCUGGAUUAUUGAGGAAGAUCUCUCUGCAGAACUGAAGGGGGCACAAGGAUGGGCAGGACUGUUGUCGGUCCCCAGAGUCAUUCGGUUGAGCAGGAUUCGUCAUGUUGUCCAUGCGUUGAAGUCAGAUCUGACAGCUAUCAAGUCAUUUGACGUGGUGCUAGAGGACAAGACGCAGCAGGAGUCACUGUUCCCGAAAGACUCUCCUCAGACCUACACGAUUACGACAGUGUGUGCUUUGCCAGACCCUAGACUCAACAAACUUCGUCAAAGCAAGCGGUCCAUGGGUCCAAUCAGCUCUCGCACCUUGCCCAAAGGUCGGGGAAGCUUGGAAUUUCCCCUGGGGUGCUCCUGCUGGGAGCUCGAUGUAUCUUUCGAUAUUGGAAAUGACGUGGAGAGUAUCGGCUUCAUAAUAAGCCACACGAAAGUCUCGUUUAGCCCUGAUUUAGAGAAGCUUACAAUCACACGAGCUCAAUCCACCAGCAUGACAGACAUAUGCGUGGCAGAUGAAGAGGCACCACAUACCCUCUUUACGACCUUAUCUCCCGAAACUGCUGCAGGAGCUGAGCCAUCACUGUCUGAGGAACCCUUAAGACUCAAUGCAUUCUUUGAUCAUUCAGCCAUUUGUGGUAAGGAAGAGUGA
This is a messenger RNA of Fusarium tjaetaba, 1809 nucleotides long. Its product is annotated as glycosyl hydrolases family 32 superfamily. Gene Ontology annotation, biological process: sucrose catabolic process. The record is from RefSeq and is a predicted model, not a curated record. Gene Ontology annotation, molecular function: sucrose alpha-glucosidase activity. Bases 1 to 1809 code for a protein of 602 amino acids. NCBI's taxonomy places the organism in Eukaryota, Fungi, Ascomycota, Sordariomycetes, Hypocreales, Nectriaceae. The transcript is spliced from 3 exons.